Molecule: messenger RNA, 10872 nt
Organism: Neoarius graeffei (lesser salmon catfish)
Lineage: Eukaryota; Metazoa; Chordata; Actinopteri; Siluriformes; Ariidae
Gene: megf8
Product: multiple EGF-like-domains 8
Exons: 45
Coding region: 420-9095 (2891 amino acids)
Molecular function (GO): calcium ion binding; protein binding
Source: RefSeq, a predicted model, not a curated record
UGAUGCUGUGGCUGAGGGUCUCUGGUGGAAACGCAGUCAGCGCUAAUGUUGCUAAUAUCGGUUUAAAACCUGAACCGUUUUGGGUUUUUUUUUAUUGCCGUUUGUGAAUUGAAGAAGGUGGGCGGAAAAUUGUGAUAAUGGUUUUGUGCAGACUUUGACAACGAUUGUUAUUCUUUACGCUCCGUCGUGAAUCUACAAACAUGGAGAAAUUGCUCGGCUGUUAGCUUCAAGCUAAACUUCAAGCUGUAUGUUUUAAAGGCCGCCGUCCUGAGCAGAGCAGCGCAGCGCAGCGCUCCGCUCUCAUCCCCCGGCCGCUCUGCCUUCCUGGAGCUACACGCAGACACAGCAAGAACAACAAAAACACCUCGGUUUAUAUUUUUCCAGAAUGUAACCAUUAAGCAGAUGUGCACUUAUGAAAGAUGGAGAUAACGGCCCGGGCUCUGAUGGAGGAGAGGAUGGGUUCGGCUGUGCCUGGCUUUUUCCUGUUGCUGCUUUUUCUGGCCCCUGGGUGCUGGGCAGGAGAUUGUAAGGGCCAGAGGCAGAUUCUGCGAGGUUCACCGAGCUACAUUACAGAUGGCCCAGGAAACUACUCUGUUAACGGCAACUGCGAAUGGCUCAUCACAGCUCCUGGGAACAGUUAUCGCAUUGUGCUCAACUUUACAUUCAUGGACACGGAGUGCACCUAUGAUUACCUGUUUGUGUAUGAUGGAGACUCCUAUCAAAGUCCACUCCUUGCAAGUCUGAGUGGGAACACCCUACCCCAACCGAUAGAGGCAAGGUCUGGCAAGAUGCUGCUACACCUCUUCAGCGAUGCCAACUACAACCUGCUAGGAUUCAAUGCCACCUAUAUAUUCUCGCUGUGCCCCGGGGACUGUGGAGGUCAUGGGCGCUGUGAUGCAGGCUCAUCUCGCUGUCAGUGCCAUCAGGGUUGGGGAGGAGCAGACUGCUCCUUGCCUGUCUGCUCUGCGGACUGCACACAACAUGGAAAUGGACAUUGUGAUAAGGGGGGAGAGCAUUGCUUAUGCAGUCCUGGCUUUGUGGGACAGAGCUGUCAGCUGGGACUGCAUGAUGACAGUGGUGUGGGACAGUGGUGGGAGGUGAACACCAGGGACGUGAGGUUCUCUCCACGGACUGCAUCAGCUGGGGUCUACCUGUCCUCCACCAGAACCUUCUACAUGUUCGGAGGUUUUGACUUGAACAAAGCACUUGGAGACCUUGUGGAAUACAACUUUUCAAGCAAUCGGUGGGAGAAGUUGUUGCACUCAAUUGCUCCUGCCCCAAGACACUCUCAUACAGCAGUGGAAUGGCAUGGCUUUAUGAUCAUAUACGGUGGUGAGCUUUCCAACCACUCACUCGCUAGUGAUGUCUGGUUGUACCGUCCACAACAAAAUGAUUGGCAGCAGCUUGGCCAGUCAGAUGCUCCAGGUGCUCCCAGACUAGCCAAUCAUGCAGCGGCUCUGGUGGACAAUGAUCUGUAUGUGUUUGGGGGGCGCACAGAGAAGGACAUGUUCUCCUCCUCUCUGUAUCGUUUUCGGCUGCGAGACAGGGUUUGGGAGGAGGUACAGCCUCAUGGGGGGAAGCCCCCUGCCACUGCAGGUCACAGCAUGGUCUUCCACUCUCCAUCCAGGACUUUGUUGGUAUAUGGAGGACAUAGACCUACUACAGCCAGGUUCAGUGUGAGGGUAAACUCCACAGACAUUUUCCACGUGGACAAGCGUUUCUGGACCUCCCUUCGCUCACGCUACCCUGCUAACGGACCUCGGGAGAGAGCCUUUCAUUCAGCCACCAUAAUUGGCAAUUACAUGGUGGUAUAUGGUGGAAAUGUGCACAUCCAUUACCUGGAGGAGAAAUGCUAUGAUGAGGAGAUCUUCUUCUACCACCUGGGAUGUCACCAGUGGGUUUCUGCAGCAGAAAGUCUCUCAUACCGAAGCCGCUCUGUGAGAGGCCGUUACUCUCAUGUUGCUGCUGUCAUGGAUGGCCGUGUGCUGCUCAUCGCCGGUGGUUACAGUGGGGUUGCCCUUGGUGACCUGGUGGCAUACAAAGUCCCGCUGUUUGUCAGCAGUGACCCUGGUGACAGAGAUGCAGUAUGUGCUGAGGCCCCAGAUGAGAGAAUGUGUCUAAAAAACCCCGAAUGCAGUUGGUGUGAGGGUCGUUGUCGAGAAUACCAGCCAACUAAUCCGUGUGGUAGCACUGGCUGUAUGGGUCUGGCACGCUUCCUUUCCGACUGCCAGUCAUGUCUAGUAUUCAGUGGCGUGCCCAAAUCUCUCCCUCGUGCCCCCGGUGAUUUUGGCUGGUGUGUCCAGAAUGAUUCCUGUUUACCGGUCUCAGAGCGUAGUGCAUGCCGCGUGGACCAGAUCUCGGGGGCGUACGGCUGGUGGGGGGAGCGGACGAGUUUCCUGACUUCCCUCCCCUCCUGUCGCACCGAGAACUAUGUCCCAGGACUGCACCUGCUCACCUUUCAGCACCCGCGCAACCAUUCACAGCCUGACAAGGUGUCCAUUCUGAGGAGUACCUCCAUAAUACUCAACCCAUCCACUGAGAUGGAUGUUACUCUGCAGUUUCAUGGUUUCAUUCACCCUCUGUUAGGGGCUCCACCUCCCGCACCUCCUCCCCAAGAGACUGUGGCCAUGUGGGCCAGGAUUCAGAAGUUUCACUUUACAGUGAAGAUGGCUGCAGGUCCCAACUCGGUCCACCUGACUGAUGUUCUUGGACGCUGGUCAGCUCAGGAGGAAAAAGAGAGCCGCCUGCUGUCCCGUCCGGACGGUUCUCGUCUCUUUCAGAAUCUCACCCGGGGCAAUCGUUACCUGGUGCAGGCAGAGGGCUACCUGAACAGUUCUGCCUCAGGCCAGACCAGUGAGAUGGCCCUUACCUGGAACCGAACUGCAAUACCUGGAGGAAGUGAGAUCUCAUUUCUGUUCCUGGAGCCAUAUCGCUCAGGCUCGUGUUCAGGGUACCACUCCUGUUUGGCCUGUCUGUCUGAUCAGUCCUGUGGCUGGUGCCCGACCACAAACGUGUGCAUGCUGCGCUCCAACAUCAGCCACGAGCGCUGCCUAGAGCCACAGGGAGAAGAGCACCACCUGUUGCUCAACCCCCAGCACUGCACACUGUGUGAGGAGUACAGAGACUGCAGGGCCUGCACUCAGGACCCUUACUGUGAGUGGCAGAUCAAUUCCAGUAAGAAGGGGGAUUACUUAUGCAGUCGCCGUGGGAGACUGGAAGGCUCCAUUCGGGAUCCAUUGGGAUGUCCUAAAGUUUGUAAUCAGAGGACAACAUGUGGGGAGUGUCUGUCAAACUCGAGCCAGUGUGCGUGGUGCGAGUCUGCUCAGACCUGCUUUUACUUUGCUGCUUAUCUCACCAAGUUCCCUUACGGGGAGUGCAGAGACUGGUACGACAGUGUGCACUCGGUUCCCCAGUGUAAGCAGUGUUCAGAUUUAGCCACAUGUACAGAAUGCCUACAGACCUUUCACUGUGGCUGGUGUGGGGAUUACAACAACCCUACCUUUGGCAGGUGUCUAAAAGGAGACUGGGGAGGAAUAAUUGACUCAUCUGUUGCUAACUGCACUGUUGCUGUUGCGGAAGUGAAAGCCUCGAGCCCCGAAUUACGCACCCUUUCCCCACCACGGCCGAUGGAGCUGGAGUUGGAGCUGGAGCUGCUGGAAGGGGUGGAUGUUGAUGGAGAGGCUGUGUGGUCCUAUGCGUCAUGCCCUGAUGUGGAGGAGUGCAGACUGGGCCUUCACACCUGCCAUCCCUCGGCCACAUGCGUGAACACACCCACCUCCUACGAGUGCCACUGUGAGAGGGGUUUCACCGGAGAUGGAGAGCAUUAUUGCAAUCAGACAUGUUAUAAUGAAUGUCGUGAGGGCAAGUGCAGUGGCAGUCCACUUUUUGAGUGCGAGUGCUCUCUGGGUUGGACUUCGGAUCCGGCCACGCUGGUGCUCAGUGGUGUGGAGUGUGACGUCGACUGCAUUUGUAACUUCCAUAGCACUUGCAUCACGGCACCAGGAAUCUGCGACCAAUGCCAGGAUUGGACUACAGGACCACACUGUGAGCACUGUCGGCCUGGUAGCUUUGGUUCAGCAGUGGCUGGCGGUGGAGGCUGUGUGCCAUGUGAGUGUAAUGGACAUGGUGACCCACUGCAGGGAUUCUGCCACAAUCAAACAGGCCAGUGCUACUGUACGCACCAUACCCAUGGAAUACACUGCGAGUUCUGCUUACCUGGCUACUACGGAGACCCCCGGAACAAUGGUACAUGUUUCAGGCAGUGUCAAGGUCGCUCCGUUGCCCUUUCUUCAUCAGCUCCUCCCUCACAGUCCCUCUCGUCCUCUCUUGGUUGGCAUGGAUCAGCAGGAGGUCAGGAUGGUCUCUCACACUGCCUGUGGGUUCUUUCUGUCUCUCAGGAUCUGGCACCAUGCAUGCCAGGCCAGAUGUGCCCACCUGUGGCACUGACUCUGCAUCCAGACUCUUAUACACAUUGCACAAAUUCGUACGUGUACAUAUUUGAUGGCCUGCCACAUUUUCUCAGCGAUGGUGUGAUGCAUACGGAUCACAACCUGAUCGGAGCUUUUUGUGGCACAACUCGUAAUCAACCAAUCACAGUCGAAGCCAAAUCUGGUGUGAUCUCUGUCUACUUUGAGGCAAAUGUGUCUUCAGCUCAUCCUCAGGGUUUUAACGCCUCCUUCUGGGUACGGCGUUGCACUGAGGGAGGAUAUGAAGAGGGCCUUGAUGGCUCAUCAGAAUGCCAGGGCUUGGCUCAGUGCCGUGACGGGAUCUGCCAGUGUCCCAGUGGUUACGGUGGGCCACUCUGUGAUUGGCUCAUCUGCCCGGGGGAUUGUGGCACUCGAGAGGGCCGAGGCAUCUGCAACACGACUCUAGGAGUGUGUGUUUGCACUCUCGGCUGGGCUGGAUCUGACUGCUCCUCCAUCGCAGAUGCAAACAGCCUGGUGUGGGAGAACCUGCUGGACACACAGCUCACAGUGAGUCCAUCUUACAGAUUUCUCCAGAGGAUGGGGCACUCACUAGUUUCAGGCCCCCAGGGCACACUCUGGUUGUAUGGUGGCCUCUCUCUCUCUGAGGGAAUUCUGGGAAAUGUUUACAGGUACUUUGUGCAAGAGCGUCGCUGGACUCAGAUGCUUACCAGUUCAGGGGAGGAAGGAUCUAGCCCCUUACCCCGCUACCAUCACGCCUCUGUUGUGGUUGCCGUUCAUGACCCUAUGUCUAAUACUCAGACAGAUAGUCACCACUUAAUGCUUGUGGUGGGUGGGGUAACACAAAACAGUGUUAUGAGUGAUACGUGGAGCCUCAAUCUAAGCAGUCUAACAUGGACAGAAUACAAGAGCUCAGUGCUGCCCCCUGUGGCUGGUCACACUCUGACAGUGCGCAGAGUCUCCUCUGUGCUGCUGAUUGGAGGAUACUCUCAAGAGAAUGGUUUCAAUCAUCACUUACUAGAGUUUAAUCCACAGUCUGGAAACUGGACCAUAUUGCCACACACUGGUACACCACCUACAGGUCUUUACGGACAUUCUGCGGUCUAUCAUGAGCAGACUGAUGCUGUAUAUGUGUUUGGAGGUUACCGUUUCCAUGUGGAGGCAGUAGAACCUUCUGGAGAACUCUAUACCCUUUACUACCCCAACCUCACCUGGUCUUUACUGGUCCCCUCCCGGGGAAACAAGCCUCUCUCACAUUUCUUUCACGCGGCAGCCCUACUGAAAGAUACCAUGGUGAUUGUUGGAGGACGGACAGGAGCAGAAGAUUACAGCAACAGUGUGUACCUCUAUCAGAUCAACUGUAACACAUGGAUACAGCCAGUAUCAUCAGUCGGCGAACCUGUUAAUCACUCUAUCUCCUUGGCCAUGACGAGUUGGGGGAAUCGCCUAUUCUUAUCGGGUGGAUUUAAUGGGGUCAUGCUGGGGCGUUUUAUCACCCUUUCUGUGCCCUCUGACCCCUGCGUCCUUCUGCCUAACCCUGAGGCCUGUAACAACAGCACAGGCAGCUGUGUGUGGUGCAGGGGUGCCUGCACCACCUCGGACACAGCAGAGAGAAUUGGCUGUCCUGUCGGCCAUUCCCCAUGCUUUCCCACUCCUCGUGUCCCUGAUCAGUGUCGAAGGCUGAAAACAUGCAGCGAAUGUCUGGCCAGACACCCCAAAACAUUUUCCAGCCCUGGACAGAGCUCUCUGCAGUGUAAGUGGUGCACUAACUGUCCUGAAGGCGCAUGUAUUAGCAGCUCUGUGAGCUGCACUUCGGAACAUGACUGCAGGAUAAACCAAAGGGAGAUUUUCCUCUCCAGCAACUGCACUGAAACCAGCUGUGAGGCAUCUGAUUGCCCCAAGUGCACAGCAUCAGGGAAGUGUAUGUGGACCCGUCAGUUUAAACGCACAGCAUACGAGUGGCAGGGGGAAAAGGCACAGCGUGGCGUCCGUUUCAGAGAAGGGGAAACCAGACGCAUUCUGAGUGUCAAUCCAACAUAUGACUGGACGUGUUUUAGCUAUGCGCUCCUGAACGUGUCACCCAUGCAGGUGGAAUCGUCUCCCCCUAUGCCCUGCCCUGAGCCCUGCCACCAAAUCCAGACCUGCAGCCAGUGUCUCAGCUCCCAUGGUUCAGAUGGGGGUUGGCAGCACUGUGUUUGGAGCAUGGCUCUGCAGCAGUGUAUGAGUCCUUCGUUCAUUCCGUUACGCUGCGAAGCGGGUCAAUGUGGUCGUCUGCUGUCUGGUGGAGACUCUUGCUCUCCUCAGUGCUCCCAGCUUACCCAGUGCUCCCAGUGCAUUGCCCGGCCACAGUGUGGCUGGUGUGCCACCCGUGGUGCUAACGGUGCUGGACACUGCCUGCAGGGAGGGCUGGAUGGCAUUAGCGAAUCUCUCUGUCCCCACUGGAACAGCAGCUGGUCCUUCCUGCACUGUCCGGAGGAGGAUGAGUGCGCCAAUGGGCACCAUCGUUGUAAUGUUACCCAGGACUGCCAUGACCUACCUGAUGGUUACCACUGCACCUGCAGAAAAGGCUACAUACUCAGCAGUGUAUCUGGGCAGUGUGAGCCGGUAUGCAUGCAGGGCUGCGUUAAUGGCACAUGUGUGUCACCAGGAGUGUGCCAGUGUCACUUUGGCUUUGUCGGGGAGAACUGCUCAUCUCAGUGCCGUUGUAAUAAGCACAGUAACUGUAAGGGUGUCACUCACCUGGAUACGUGUCUGGAGUGCCAUAACCACACUAAGGGUCAGCACUGUGAGAAGUGUAAGCCAUUGUAUGUAGGCUCUGCAGUAGGUGGUGGAGUCUGCCGUCCCUGUCGGGAGUUUUGUAGAGGAAACAGUGAUGUGUGUUUGUCCAAAGAUGAACUCAAGUUGGCACUGGAUUACCCAAAAGACCAUCCACUAGAUCCUGAGGGUAUCGUCCGCUGGGUAACGGAGGGCCCUACUGAGGAUAAUGCUGUAUGUGUGAACUGUCAGAACAACAGUGUUGGGGACAAGUGUGAGAGCUGCCUUAGCGGCUACUUUCUGCUGCAGGGAAAGUGUGAAAAGUGUCAGUGUAAUGGCCAUGCGGACACUUGUAAUGAGCAUGAUGGAACAGGCUGCCCCUGUCAAAACAACACGGAAACGUCAUCCUGUCUUACCAGCUCACAGAACGACCGCAAGGAGUGUUACAGACAACAGUGCGCUAAGUGCAAAGACGCUUUCAACGGCACACCGAUCAAUGGCCGUCAGUGCUACCGGCAGUUCAAUGUGGACAACGAGUGCUGCUUUGACCCGACAUCACAGACCAACUGCUUCCACGAGCCGAAUAUCCGCAAUCUGCCGAUGGGACGCACGGUGUUUUUUGCGGCGCAGCCCAAGUUCACUAAUGUGGACAUUCGCGUCACGAUCGAUGUCACUUUCGGCGAGGUGGAGGUGUAUGUGUCGAAUUCCCAUGACACUUUCAUCGUGGAUGUCGACCGCCAGACAGGUAUACACACUAUUAAAAUCGCGGACGAUCUUGCCUCCGUGCCCAUCACUCGGGGAGACAAAGAGGUCCCUUUAGCGCUGUCACCGUUAAAAGUGAACGCAAAUUCGUCUUCCUCUGCCAUUCUUGGUCUGCACGCUAAACCACACAGUACGGAACGGGAAGUGCGUGAAGAGCGAGCAGAGGGCCUCAUUACGUACAUCACAGUCUGGAAGCCACAGACGGUGCUGAUUGUGCGUGGUGUGCGUGAUCGUGUUGUCAUCACCUUUCCACAUGAAGUGCACUCGCUCAAAUCCAGCCGCUUCUUCAUCGCGCUGCGUGGUGUUGGUACAGAAAGCCAUGGUGGAGAGUCGCAAGGCCUGCUUUUCCUGCGCCAGGACCAGGCGCACAUAGACCUCUUUGUUUUCUUCUCCGUCUUCUUUUCCUGCUUCUUCCUCUUCCUGUCUGUGUGCGUGCUGCUCUGGAAGGUCAAGCAGUUCCUGGAUUUCAGGCGUGAACAGCGGCGUCACAUUCAAGAGAUGACCAAGAUGGCUUCGCGCCCCUUUGCCAAGCUCACCGUCUACUUGGAGCCUGAUGAGCCGCAGCUCAUCUAUUUGCCGUCAGCUGGAGGAGGAAGCGCCGUCUCACUGGCGCAUGUUAGGACAGGCAAAAUAGGUGGCAUGGUCAGUCGAGGAAGACCUGGAGUUCCGUCCUACAAGCAUGAUCCUGGUGUGACUCGCCACCAUCACCACUACCCUGCCCUCGGCGGAGGUAACAGCGGGCAGCACCUUUCCUUGCAUUACUUGAAUACGCAUCAAUAUGUUCCCAGCUCUGCCACCAAUCCAACAUCACACCAUCACCACCACCAUCCAGCUUCGCACAGCAGCUACCAGCAGUUCUGCCGCUCUGACCCCUUCCUCUCACAGCUCUUGGGCUUCUCCUACUCCUCCUUCAAGGUGGGACCCAUCACCCUGGAGCCCACUGACGAUGGUAUGGCAGGAGUUGCCACUGUCCUUUUCCAGCUGCCUGGCGGUAUCCUGGCACCUAACCGAGCCUGUCUGGGCUCUGCCCUGGUCACCCUGAGACAGAACCUGCAGGAAUACUGUGGGCACGGGGGAGCAGGCACACAUCCGGGGGUUGGCGUUGGCAGAAAGGGCAUCCUGGGCCACCAACACCUUACCACAAUGGCCAUGUGAAGAGCAGGAGGAAAGGUGGGAGAGCGAGCAAUGGGCAGAUGGGAAUUUCAAGUGGGGGAUGGCUAAAUUAAUACCAUGUAUAAGAGAACGGAGCAGCAGGAUGGACAGUUUCUGAAAUCUCAGAAGUGAACGUUCUUGAAAGGUCCAAGCUACUUGAAGAAUGCCUGUGGGUGUUUUAUAAGAGAUGUAUUUAUUGAAACAGUGGAACAGGUUAUGCGGAAUAGAUGUUUAUUCUUGUACAUAUACAUUCUUAAGUAUUAAGCAUCUUUAAUGAUUUAUCUUCUGCCCUUUGUGGAAAGCUUCCUGUGAGCUUGGCGGCUGCAUUUAGGAAAUGCACUACAUGUUUUGUUGCUGCAGCCUCCCUUUGUCCUAUAUACACCAUGAAGAAGUUGAAGUGACGCACCCUGUCACAGACAAAGACUUUGGAUUGACGUUCUCACUGUGUUAUUGACCAUUGAGAAUGACUGCCUGGUUACAGAAGCAAAAUGUGCUUUAAAACUCUGACAAUCUGAACUGCCAUUUACAAGAAGAUCAUUGCAGCUGGUUCAACUGAAUUAGAAAAAAAAAACGACUAUCUCCUAAAAUGGGGCAGUUGGGUCUGAAACGAAUGAAAUAUUUAAUCAACAGACAAUUUACUCUGAAUAGAUUCAAAUGAACAGAAACAAUGGUUUAAGGCUGCAGCUCUGUUGAAUAGUGAGCCAUGUGGUUAGUUUUACACAUAUUUAUCCUGGCAAAAAUUGCAUUUUAGCGUUUCCGCAGUUUUCCCACUCAUGGUAUUUAAACAGUUUGUUGCGAUAAUCAUUUUGCUUUGUGUUUUUAGCAGAUUUUGGCUUCUAAUUGUAAUGGGAUUUAUGUUGACUGGUGCGCUAUAAUAAGUCAUGACCUACAAAUGAAGGUAGCACCUGCUAGCUGGUCAAUGCUCCAAUGGUCAAUGUUAGAGUGUACAGUAAUGGACAUGCUUUAAUAUUUAAUACUAUUUAAGAAAUGGUCGAUGCAAUCACGCAUUUUAAUCCAGCUAGAUUUUGUUUACUGAACAGUAUUUAUUUCUAAUGGUUUAAUAAUUGUCAGAAAAGGGCUUCUUACUGGAAAGUAUUGAAUUAAAUCCAAAUUGUAUUCUGCAGCUUAAUGGAAUGAACAAUACAAUGAAAAACGUUAAGAUCAGGACAAGACUUUGUCAGUAUUUCCUUUGUUUGAAGUUUGUGUGACUUUUUCUAGAAGUUCAGAAAUAUCCUAGCUUAAAGACAUUGAAUCGAGUAGUUGAGGUUAUUGUGCGUGUGGAGGUUUGCAUAUUCUCCACAUGGGUUCCCGCUCACUAUCCAAAAACAUUGGUGACACUAAAUUCGCCCUAGCUGUGAAUUAUUUGUUUGUGUGUGAUGUCCUGCAAUGGACUGGCAUUCCAUCCAGGGUUAGUCUCUGACGUGUUUCUGGGAUAUGCUCCGGAUUCAUGGUGACCCUGACUGGGAUAAAGCGGUUACUGUUAACGAAUGAAUGAAUGUUUAAUGAUGAAAAGCUGUACACUCAUAUAUAACUGUGUUGCACCUUGUAAAAAUGCCUCAAGAACCUCAAGCAGCAACAGCCUGGGCUGACGAUUCAAUUCCAAUGUCAAAAUAUAACUGUCCUGGAUUUAUUUUGGUGCUGUAAUAAAAAAAAAAAGUAUGUAGAAGGAGUUGAAGACCAAAACCUGUACAGAUGUCUCGAAAUAUGUGGAUGCUAUGUAUUCUGCUCAUGCAUUCUGUGUAUAUACCAGUUUGACCCUAUUAAACUUUAACUAAUAGUG